This is a messenger RNA of Equus quagga, 3273 nucleotides long. RefSeq names its product complement factor H-like. NCBI's taxonomy places the organism in Eukaryota, Metazoa, Chordata, Mammalia, Perissodactyla, Equidae. Bases 95 to 3067 code for a protein of 990 amino acids. The transcript is spliced from 17 exons. The record is from RefSeq and is a predicted model, not a curated record.
AGUCACACUUGAUAACUUCUGAUGAUGCAGAUUUAAAACCCCAAACAUCACAACUGGAAUAUUUAGUAUUAACAUACUGUUGGGAAUAUCUAACAUGCUGUUACUAAUCAAUGUCAUUCUCACCUUCUGGGUUUCCUGUGCUCAGGGAGAAGAAACUACAUGUGAUCCUCCUUAUAUUCCAAAUGGUGUCUACACACCUGAAAGAACUGAACACAGAAUUGAACAGGAAAUCAGAUACAAGUGUAAAAAUGGCUUUUAUUCUGCAACACGAGGAAAUACUGCAAAAUGCACCAGUUCAGGCUGGGUACCUUCUCCAAGAUGUAUCUUGAAGACUUGUGAUUUUCCAGACAUAAGACAUGGAAGUCUAUACAGUGAAGACUAUUAUAAGCCAAACUUUCCAGUGUCUGUAGGACGUUAUUAUUCCUACUACUGUGAUAAAAAUUUUGUGACUCCUUCAGGACAUAGCUGGGAUUAUAUUUAUUGCAGACCAAAAGGAUGGUCACCAGCAGUACCAUGCUUCCGACAAUGUAACUUCAAUUAUUUGGAACAUGGAAACUAUCCAAAUUAUGAAAAAAAAUAUUUACAGGGUCAAUCGGUAAAAGUUGAAUGCUAUUCCGGCUACAGUUUUCCAAAUGAGGAGAGCUUAAUGACAUGUACGGAGAACGGCUGGUCCCCUCCUCCCAGAUGCAUCCAUGUCAAAACAUGUUCAAAAUCAGAUAUAGAAAUUGAGAAUGGAUUUUUUUCUGAAUCUAAUUUUCAAUAUCCCUUAAAUAAACAAACGCAAUACAAGUGUAAACCAGGAUAUGUAACAGCAGAUGGUAGAACAUCAGGAUCAAUUACAUGUCUGGAGAGUGGAUGGUCAGCUCAACCCACAUGCGUUAAAUCUUGUGAUAUGCCACUAUUUGAGAAUGCCAGAGCCAAAAGUGAUGGCAUGUGGUUUAAGCUCAAUGACACAUUGGACUACGUGUGCCACAAUGGAUAUGAAAGCAGAGAUGGACACACAACAGGUUCCUUAGUUUGUGGUUACGAUGGUUGGUCUGAUACAGCCACAUGUUAUGAAAGAGAAUGCAGUAUUCCUCAAAUAGAAAGAUACUUAAAUGUCGAGCCCAAGAAAGACAUAUACAAAGUUGGAGAUGUGUUGAAAUUCUCCUGCAGACAAAGACUUAGAAGAGUUGGAGCAGACUCAGUUCAGUGCUACCACUUUGGAUGGUCCCCUGGUUUUCCAACAUGUAAAUGGAAAGUACAAUCGUGUCAUCCACCUCCUCAACUUCCUAAUGGGAAAGUUAAAGGAACACAGAAAGAGGAAUAUGGACACAAUGAAGUGGUGGAAUAUGUUUGUAAUCCUAGGUUUCUAUUGAAGGGUCCUAACAAAAUUCAGUGUGUUGAUGGAGAAUGGCCAACUUUGCCUAUAUGUGUUGAGGACAAGAGUACAUGUGGACAUAUACCUGACCUUGAUCAUGGCUAUGUCCUGUUUUCUACUCCUCCCUAUCGCCAUGGAGAUUCAGUGGAGUUCAACUGCAGAGAAGCAUUUAUAAUGAUUGGACACAGAUCAAUUACGUGUAUUCGUGGAAAGUGGACCCAACUUCCUCAGUGCGUUGCAAGAGAUGAACUUGAGACGUGCAAAACAUCAAGCCUAAUUGCACGUGAGGCAAAACUAUCACAAAGGACUGAAUUUUAUCAUAACACCAAUGUGAGUUACAAAUGUAAAGGAAAAUACAAACACUCGGUCUGCAUAAAUGGAAGAUGGGAUCCUGAAGUAACUUGUAGAGAAGUACGCAUACAAUCGUGCCCACCUCCACCUCAGAUUCCCAAUGCUCAAGAUAUGACAAGUACAGUGAAUUAUCGAGAUGGAGAAAAAAUAUCUGUUCUCUGUCAAGAAAAAUAUCUAAUUCGGGGAACAGAAGAAAUUGUGUGCAAAGACGGAAGAUGGCAGUCAAUACCACGCUGCAUGGAAAAAAUUCCAUGUUCUCAACCACCUCAUAUAGAACAUGGAACCAUUAAAUCAUCUGUCUCUUCAGAAGGAAGGAAACAGAGAUUUGAACCCAAGCUUUAUGUACAUAACACCAGAUUAAGUUACAUUUGUGAAGAUGGUUUCAGAUUAUCUGGAGGAAAUGGGAUAACAUGCCACAUGGGAAAAUGGAGUUCUCCACCUCAGUGUGUAGGAAUUCCUUGUGAACCACCACCUUUGAUUCCGCACGGUGUUCUAUCUCAUGAGUUAGACAGUUACCAAUAUGGAGAAGAAGUGAUGUACAGCUGUACUGAAGGUUUUGUGAUUGAUGGACCUGCAUCUAUAAAAUGUUUAGGAGGAAAAUGGCCCCGUCCACCAGAAUGCAUAAAAACAGAUUGUUUUAGCUUACCCAGCUUUGAUGAUGCCAUACUCAUAGGCCAGAAGAAGGAAUCAUAUAGGUCAGGAGAACAAGUGUCUUAUAAAUGUCCAAAAUAUUACCAAUUGGAUGGAUCCAGUAUUGUCCAGUGUAUUAAUGGCCAAUGGAUAGGAAGGCCAACAUGCAGAGAUGUUUCCUGUAAGAAACCACCCAAAGUGGAAAAUGCUGUUAUACCAAAUGAGAUGUCUAGGUAUCCAUCUGGGGAGAGAGUACAUUAUGAAUGCAUCAAACCUUUUGAUCUGUUUGGGGAAACAGAAGUGAUAUGUUUGAAUGGAACCUGGACAGAUCCACCUCAGUGCAAAGUGUCUAAAAGAAAAUGUGGUUCCCCUCCACCGAUUGACAAUGGAGACAUUACCACAUUCCCAUUACCAGCAUAUUCUCCAGGAUCAACAGUUGAGUACCAAUGCCAGUCCCUCUAUGUACUUCAGGGAAACAGGAUUAUGACAUGCAGGAAUGGAGAGUGGUCAAAACCACCAAAAUGCUUAGAUGCAUGUGUAAUAUCAGAAGAAAUCAUGGAAGAACAUAAAAUACAAUUACGAUGGAAAUAUCAGAAAAAAAUUUAUUCUAAAACAGGGGAGACUACUGAAUUUAUGUGUAUACCUGGAUAUCAUAAAAAGACAGUGCCCGAAACAUUUCGAGCAACCUGUCGAGAAGGGAAACUGUUGUAUCCCACCUGUGGAUAGAAUCAUGGUUAAACCGCAGUCAUAGAAUUCACAUAUAUACAUUUAUUCGAAAUUUGUUGUUAUUAAUCCUCUUCUUCUUAGUUUAUUUCUUGAAGUAUUGUUUAACUCAUUUUUACUCAUACAUCAGAAUUUGUGUUAAAUAUUGUGUAGACAAUGUUAGACACCAAUGAAUCACUUCUAAAAGGACCUCAUUAAAACUUGGCUAA